AUGUCCAUCUUUCGGUCCCAUGGUUGGAGCCGAAGCUUUUCAUCUGCACUUCAGAAGUCUGCCACAGCGGAACUUCGAAUCCGGCCGACUCCGAGCCGCCCCGCGCCUGCCGCGCCUGCCGCGGCGGCCCAUGGUGUGUCGCUGCAACGGAGGGAAGCGCCGCAGAGAGCUGGGGCUGGCCGGAAGUCCUUGCUCAAGACUGCUUUGGAGGUGAGAAACUCACCACUGCCGGAGACAAAGAUGGACCGUAUGUCUGAGAUCACACUUCGAGGCUCAGAGACUGAGGACAGCGCGGUGAUGUCCAACGGCCUCAGUGUGGCGGAACGGCGGGUGGUCCAGGCCCAGAGACGCGCAGAGGUGAUGAUGGAAAACACUGAGCUCUUGGAGAUGCAACCAGAUCGCCUUGGUCUUCAACAAGAUCUCCUGAGCGCUUCGAGCGUUGGCCGCAUCUUGGCCCUUUGCUCCAGCGAGGAGCUGCAACAGAUGGAUGUGGUGAACCUGGUGACGGCAUGUCAGCGAAUCGCCAAGCUACACCAUGGCAGCAAUGCCUUCCUCAAAGAAAAUCCACGUUUCGAGUGGUUGAUGGAGCAGACAGGAAAGAAGUUGUCAGACUUGAAACCACGGGGGAUGGUGCAUGUCCUGUGGUCCUUAGUGAAGUUACAGCAUUUUCCAGGCUGGUUCCACCAGCUCUUGGAUCUCUGUCAGAGCAACCUGAGCUCCUUCACCGGACGCGACUUGAGUGUAGUCCUUGGCGCCUUAGCCAAGUGCAGAGCCGAUCCAAAACUCAAGGAGAUCGCGGUGGCCGAGUUGAAGAUGCGGCUGCCCAAACUGCAAAGCCCCACGGACAUCGCCUGUGUGGCGGCUGCCCUGUGUCGCUUGCAGCAGAGAGAUGAAUUGAUUUUCGCCACCCUGGCGGCCAAUGCGCAGAAGAAUCUCUCGGACUUUGGGAUGUCUGACCUACUGUCGGUGCUGUGGGCCUUUGCCACCAUGAAUCUGACCCAUAGCGAUCUCUUCGCGGAAGUUCGUGGAGUUCUACAUCAUGAAGCUGAAAAUUGUUCUCCGAAGGAACUGACACAAAUCACGUGGGCCCUGUCGCGUCUGAAAGAGGCCGACGAGGACUUGUUGUGCAACGUGAUUGCUCCGGUGGUGCGAUCCAAGUUGAUGGACUUCGAGGUGCCCCGGGAUUUGUGCACACUUGCCUUUGCGUAUAGCAAUGCGAAAGUCAUGGACGAAGGUCUCUUCUCAGACUUGGCGCAUGUUCUAUCUUCCAAAGUGAGGCUUAUGAACGCUCAUGACAUCUCCAGUGUGGUGGCAGCCUUUUCCACCAUCGAAUAUGCCCACAAGAGUUUGUUCAAAGCGCUGCAGAGGCAAACCAAGGCGACCUUGAAGAGCUUCUCGCCCUUGCAGCUAGCGCGCAGCAUCCACGGCUUCGGCAUUGCCGGCGUGGAGGAUCCCUCGUUGUACAGGCAGCUCUGCAACGAAGUCAUGAAGAAACGGAAAGAUCUACACGCAAAGAACAUCGUGGAGAUCUUAAUUGGUUUGGCGGAAGCGGAGUUCGUUCCAGAGAGUGCUAUGACACUGCUUCAGGAUGUUGACGUGGCCCAAUGGUUGGAUGCCAAUGAUUGCAUCCAGGCCCUUCACGCCCUGGCACGCUUGCCGCAGUUGGAGUCGAAAGCAUUCCGGGGCGAAGUGCUGAAAGUGAUCAGAAAGAAGUCACAAGGCUGGUGGCGCUUGGAGAUCAAUGACAUGGCAGACCUGAUGGAAGCCAUGGUGUCUUUGAAGAUCGAAGAUACCAUCCUCUUGAAGCUCUCCCUGGGUCAGCUGCCACGUCUCCUCUCCAAACGCUCCAGCGCCGGAGCCUUCCUGCGGCUGUGGGGUGCCCUGUCAGAGCUGCCGCCGCCCGGGCGGCAGAGGAUCAUGGAGGAGCUGCAUCGCAACAUGCGCUUGCGGAAAGCGGUGGAAGCGAACAUUCAACAAGCCGUGUCGGGGAUUCGCAGAUUGAUCGAUGAGGACGCUGAUGCUGCCAACAACGCAGCCGAUGCAGCCCUGAAAGGAUCUUCUCAGCUGAUGAUCGCUUCUGCAUCAUUGGGAUGGGAUCUGCAAUUGCAAGACUUGGUGGACAUCAUUACCUCGUUGCUGCCUGUGUCGUCCAUGGAAAGCCGCAGCUACCGCGAGCUCGCUUGGGCCUCCUAUGAAUUGGGCCUGCAGGACUUAGCCCGGCAGUGCCUGGAGAUUUGCAGCCCCAACGGCCCCAACGGCCCCAACGGCCCCAACUUUGUGGAGCUCGAUGGCUUCGAUCCGAGCUCUUUUCACGGCGCGAGGUCAGCGCAGGUCAGCGAUCACUUUGCAACGUGGCCUUCGCCUUUCGACAAGGUUGAGGAAGUUUCGCAAGCAUUGCUUCAGAUGGACUUGCCCCACGAAAAACACCUACGGAUCUCGAACUUGGACGUAGAUCUCAGAUUGCAGCAAGACACUCUGGUCUUUGUCUUGGCUCCAAAGCACUUGACGACUUCGGGCCAACCCCUUGGUUCCACAGUGGCAAGACGUAGGCAACUUCAAGCCCUGGGCUUCGACUGUGUGGAGAUCAGCUACCAUGAAGUCGAUGCAGCCGAGAAAGCGGGCAACCUGCAGGUGGUCGCUGAGGUUGAAGCAGAAGCCGAGAUGCAGCGCCCGUUGGAAGAUAUGCCUGCCAAUGCCACGAAGCCAGAUAGCAAUUUGCCCACCUGCUACUUCCUGGCCACGGCCGGUACCAAGACCUAUGAGGGAGACUACCACUGGAUGAUCGAGUUGGAGAAAGGUUGGAGCCCAUGGAUGCCAGGGAACGAGCCCUUCGACGGCAGCACGGAUCAACCACUUCGUUAUACUCUGGGCAGGUACGACUUUGAGGUGCACUUUGAAAAUGACUCCGCCGGCAUCCAGACCAACUUGACCACUGGAAAGGUGCGUCGCAUCCAACGUUUGCAGAAGGGCGAAGCCGCCCCAGCCUGGGAGGGCACCGGGACGCGUCGCCGCGUGGCCAAGACCACGCAAGGAGCAGCGGCAGGUGCCUCCCUGAACUCCGCUCCAAAGACCUCCGCGGCGCAAGCAGCGCAGGCGAACCGCGCCCAGCGCCGCCAGGGCGCCGGCGCGGCGGGAUACGUCCCGGGAGGACCUCAUGUGAAAGUGGCCGAAACGCAACGCCCCGCGCUGUCGCAAGCGGCCGCGGCUUACAAGCCGGGCACCGCUCCCGGCGCCCCGGCACCAGCUGGGGACAGAUAUUCCGUGCCUCGAUACAUGCGACCCUUGAAGGGAAAGGCGUGA
Molecule: messenger RNA, 3300 nt
Organism: Cladocopium goreaui
Lineage: Eukaryota; Dinophyceae; Suessiales; Symbiodiniaceae
Source: the annotation of a GenBank genome assembly